Molecule: messenger RNA, 2727 nt
Organism: Electrophorus electricus (electric eel)
Lineage: Eukaryota; Metazoa; Chordata; Actinopteri; Gymnotiformes; Gymnotidae
Gene: slc7a3b
Product: solute carrier family 7 member 3b
Biological process (GO): transmembrane transport; amino acid transport
Cellular component (GO): plasma membrane
Molecular function (GO): amino acid transmembrane transporter activity
Source: RefSeq, a predicted model, not a curated record
ACUUUUCUCGUGUUGAAAUGUUAAUAUGAUGUUGCAUCAGAAAGGUCAGUUGUUAUUGUACAUUCUUGUACGCCCAUAGGAUGGAUCGUGACUGCGUUUAUGCUGAAGAGUAGCUAAAACAGUCGAAGCAAAAACUUGUGGGAGUUUUGGAUUUCAUUACAUUUUACAAAUGCUUUUGCUUAAUUGCUGUGGAAACUGAAACAUAACAAAAUCAUAUUACACAGCUUUGUGAAACAGUCUUCAGCAUUCUCCUGCCUUCCUGUCCACCCUCACUGACCACGUGCCAUGAUGGAGUCAAAGUUGGCCGCCUUUGCCAAGUCAUUAGUGCGCCGGCGUAUGCUGGAUCCCACUCAGGAGGAGACUCGCUUUGCCCGCUGUCUCUCCACCCUGGACCUUACUGCUCUGGGUGUUGGGGCUACGUUAGGGGCUGGCGUUUAUGUGCUAGCUGGGGAGGUGGCCCGGGAGAAGGCAGGCCCAGCCAUUGUGAUUUGCUUUUUCAUAGCGGCUCUGUCUUCCGUGCUUGCCGGCUUGUGCUACGCUGAGUUUGGUGCGCGAGUCCCAAAGACAGGGUCAGCUUACCUGUACAGCUAUGUAACAGUGGGUGAAAUCUGGGCCUUCAUUACAGGAUGGAACCUCAUUCUCUCUUAUGUAAUAGGUGCUGCCAGUGUGGCCAGGGCCUGGAGCUCCACGUUUGACAAUCUAGUGGGACAGAAGAUUUCCACCUUUUUCAAUGAAUCCAUGUCCAUUCCAGAUACAGGAAAUGUACUGACAAAAUAUCCGGACCUGUUUGCACUUAUCAUCAUUAUGCUGCUGACCAGUCUGCUGGCAUUCGGCGUAAAUGAGUCAGCGUUGGUGAACAAGAUCUUCACAGGGAUUAACUUGGUGGUGUUAAGUUUCAUCAUAAUCUCAGGCUUUGUGAAGGGUGAUCGUAACAACUGGAACUUAACACUGGAGGAUAUCAAAAACAACAAAAGUCUUCCAGUGCCCCCGGGAACUGACUUCGGGACUGGGGGUUUUGCACCCUUUGGCUUUACAGGAAUCCUCUCUGGUGCAGCGACCUGCUUUUAUGCUUUUGUGGGUUUUGACUGCAUUGCCACCACAGGCGAAGAAGCCAAAAACCCCCAGCGUUCUAUACCAAUAGGUAUAGUGGCUUCUUUACUCAUCUGCUUUGUCGCAUACUUUGGAGUUUCUGCAGCCCUCACACUAAUGAUGCCCUACUAUGUCCUGGACACUGCGAGCCCCCUGCCAGAGGCCUUCAAACAUGUACAGUGGGAACCUGCCCGCUACAUAGUAGCUGUAGGCUCUCUAUGUGCCCUUUCAACCAGCCUGAUGGGCUGUAUGUUUCCCAUGCCUCGUGUGAUCUUCUCCAUGGCUGAAGACGGCCUGCUCUUCCGAUUCCUCUCCCGCAUGCACAAAAAGACAAAAACACCUAUGGCCGCCACCAUUGCAUCCGGAGUCAUAGCAGCCCUGAUGGCCUUAUUGUUCGACCUGGCCGCAUUGGUGGACCUUAUGUCGAUCGGGACGUUGCUGGCCUACACGCUUGUGGCAGUGUGUGUUCUUGUCCUUAGGUACCAGCCAGGCAGUCUGAGCACCAGUACUGGCAGUAAUCAUGGUGAAGAGCAUCAGAAUAAGCUGCUGAAUGGAACUGAUACUGGGCUGGUGUCCUUCACUCCCAAGAUUCUGCUGUUGCCCAGCACUCAGACACCAACCAAAACCUCUGGCCUGGUCGUAUAUGCCACCACAGCCAUUACCUGUGCGCUCUUCACUCUGCUAUGUAUUGUGCUGGCAUUGCAGGCGGAGAGUAUCAUAGAGGGGCAUAGUGUAUGGGUCACUAUGGUGGUUUUCCUUGUGAUACUCUCUGCCAUGUGCAUUCUCAUCAUUUGGAGACAGCCCCAGAACAGGGAGGCUAUUUCCUUUAAGGUCCCUUUGCUUCCUAUGUUGCCUUUGGUCAGCAUCUUUAUUAACAUCUAUCUGAUGAUGCAGCUGGAUGGUCCAACAUGGAUUCGUUUCGCAGUAUGGAUGGGUGUCGGCUUUUUGAUUUACUUUGCUUACGGAAUAAGGAACAGUUCUGAAGCCAAACAGAAUUCCUCCAGAAAUUCAGAACCUGUUCUGCAAAAAAGGAGCCCAAUAAGUUUGGAUGAGAAGAACAGUGAAGUUUAAUUGGACAGACCCUCGGGAGAACAAUAUGUUCUUGUUAAGUACAGUUAAAUCAAAGCCCAAAUAUGAAAGAGACACUUACAUUGAGUACAUUAUUGGUAUAUUAUAAAACUUAUGCUAAUUACAGAUAGUAAAACUUUCUUUAACAAGUAAAGCUUGCUAAAGUAGUAAACAAAAGCUUUAAAUCCAUAGGACCACAGAAUGUAAAUGAGGGACCUUCUGUAAUUGUUUAAAUGACAUGCACUAUAUAAAAAUCUUGACACAAAGAUUUGUGACCUGCCCAUAGCCCCUUGUCAUAGUUUUUCAUUUGAAGCAACUUCUAAAUUAAAAUGACCAUGAAGUGUGUGUAUUAAUGUAGAUGAGUGUUUAAUAUAUGAAUAUAUUUACCCUGUUGUUUUUAAUAUAAGCAUUGUAACAUUUUAUGAUGGACAUACAGUAUACAAAUGUGAAUUUCAUUGUUGUCUGAGGUAAACUAAACGAGCAAAUGUCUUGUACUUAAUGUUUUUAUUUAGUUGUUUUUUGAUGUUGGUUUCUUUUUCUUAUUGUUUAGAGAUUUUUGCAUAUUUUUAC